AUGCCCCGGCCAGCGGGCACCAGCGAGCAGAAGCUCAGCCUGACGCAGCUGCAAGCGGUGGUCAGUCAAGUCGUGGUGCCCGCAGAAGUGCAGCGGAAAGAGUUGCCGGAGAUUUUCUACAGGUUCAGCGAAGGCAAAGCUUCGUGCGGAAAGAAGCGCCUCAAGGAGUUUGUCUGGAUUCUCAAGCCGAUCUUCGGGGUCUCACCAGUACGACCUGUGCAUUGCGAGUCACUGGAGGCAAUCUUGCACGAGCUGUUUCGUGGCAGACCUGAAGAUAUCAUGUGCCUCGGGUACGACCUUCGCGAGCUCUUGAAGUUCACGAGGAAGACCUGGCGGCAAUGGAGGCAUGAGGCCAAGGGUUGCGGUGGCGAGUGGCCUGCACAUGUGCACAGCUACGGUGAAGCAGUGGUCGAACUCAUGGAGCUGAUCACUUGCAGCGAGCAGCGGGGUGAUCUGGCCAGUGUGUGGGGCCUGCCGGGUGAGGUAGGGACGCACGAGGCGGACGCGGCGGACAAGGCUAAGUUGGGCGACGUGCCAGCAUGGCGAGCCAAGCGUGUUUCUGAGCUGCAGGGCAAAGUGGUCCGCAUCCUUGACGACAGCGACGAGGAGCCGCCGCAGAAGCGGCUUCGGGAGGCGCCACGCACUCCGCCACGGCGCGUGGCGACGUCUCAGCCCACGCCAGAGUUUGUGCGGCUCCAGCGUGGCACAACCAUGGAGUUGUCGCCUUCGUUCUACGAGGAGUUGCACGCUGUGCGCGCAGAAGCGGAGGUGUGUUCAUUUCACAUUGCACGUUGUUCGCAACGUGCUUGUGAUUCAUUUCACACUUGA
Messenger RNA from Effrenium voratum, 828 nucleotides. The record is from the annotation of a GenBank genome assembly. NCBI's taxonomy places the organism in Eukaryota, Dinophyceae, Suessiales, Symbiodiniaceae.